This is a messenger RNA of Penicillium verrucosum, 1293 nucleotides long. RefSeq names its product pepsin-like aspartic protease. The transcript is spliced from 3 exons. Gene Ontology annotation, biological process: proteolysis. The coding region runs from base 1 to 1293 and encodes 430 amino acids. NCBI's taxonomy places the organism in Eukaryota, Fungi, Ascomycota, Eurotiomycetes, Eurotiales, Aspergillaceae. Gene Ontology annotation, molecular function: aspartic-type endopeptidase activity. The record is from RefSeq and is a predicted model, not a curated record.
AUGCAAAUCAUUCUUUUUCUUGCUAUCUUCUUUUCGUUGAGCUUUAAUGCUCUUUCCAUGCCCGUCGCUCCUCAGAAUCACCUUCAAGGCCGGUCCUUCAAGGUAGAGAGAGUCAAGCGCAGUGGCCAUGUUGUUGCCCACGGACCUGCGGCACUGCGCAAGGCAUACCGCAAGUUCGGAAUUGAUGCAGCAACCCUCGAUGGGGUGGACGCGAGCGACUUCCAGCCUUUCGAAAUUAAGUCUACCACCUCUGUGAAAAUUGCAAAGGAAGAUGUGGUGGACUCUGACCAGACGGGCAGCGUGGAUGCCACUUCGGUUGAUGGGGACGUGGAAUUUGUCUCGCCGGUCAAUAUUGGCGGACAGACCCUCGAUAUGAAUUUUGACAGUGGCUCUGCUGAUAUGUGGGUGUUGAGCUCGAAACUUCCAAAGUCACUGCGAAACAGCCGAACUGUGUACGAACCCAGCAAAUCCAGUACUUUUGAGGAACUCCCCGACAGCACAUUCAAGAUCCAGUACGGCGACGCGUCCUAUGCAAAUGGUGGAGUAGGCAAGGAUGAUGUCUCGAUUGGCGGUGUCAAAUUUGCUGGGCAACCAUUUGGCCUUCCGACGGAUAUUUCGCAAUCAUUCGUUGAUGACCUCGAGUCUAACGGACUCGUCGGUCUUGGCUUUUCUUCAAUCAACACUGUCACCCCAGAGCGACAACAUACGUUCUUCGACAACGUUGCCCCCAGCCUCGAUGAGCCAGUCUUCACCGUUCGACUACUCAGCAACGGUGUCGGUGAAUAUGAAUUUGGAACCAUCGAUCCGAAAAAGUACCAAGGCGUCCUGGCCAAUGUCAGCGUGGAUUCAUCCAAUGGAUUCUGGGAGUUCGACUCGGCACAAUACGCCAUUGGAGAAGGCUCCAUGCACCCGAUCACCCAGGCACCCCAGGCCAUUGCUGACACUGGCACCUCGCUCAUGAUGGUGAGCCCCGAGGUUGCGGAAGCUUAUUAUAAGCAGGUCCAUGGCGGAUUAUACGCUAAGAAUGCCAACGGGUAUAUCUUCCCUUGCAAUUCGAGCUUGCCCCCCCUAUCUGUUGCGGUUGGGCCUAGUCAUUCGGUCACCAUCCCUGGGUCGUUUAUGAAUUGGUCCGAGGUCGGAACCAAUACAACUACUGGAGAAACAGUGUGCUAUGGUGGCCUUCAGUCAAGCGGAAGCUCAGCCAUGGCGAUCUAUGGCGAUGUGUUCUUGAAGGCACUGUUUGUGGUCUUUGAUCAACGAGGCCCUUCUCUGGGAUUCGCGGCGCCUGCCUAA